AUGUCGCGAAGCCGUGUAAAAAAUGUCGACUUUGAAGAUGACGACUACUAUGAUGAGGAUGGAUACGAAUCGGCGGAUCCCGAAGAACAAGAACACCUCCAGCGGUGCACUAAUGAAGUUUUGUCGCAGCUCCGCACAGGGCAGCCAUCUUUGACUGUCUCGAAAGAGGAAGUCCAAGAGGCAUUGUGGCAUUAUUAUAACGAUGUAGAGAAGUCUGUGAAUUAUUUAAGAGUGCCGGUAUAUCCAGUACCUAUAUCUCCUCCAUCUGCACACUUCUCAGCUGCCGAGUUCUUUCGCGAUUCUCCGUGGCUCAAUGUUCCCUCACACCGCAAGGCCGAUAUUCUGGUAGAACCUUUAUACCCUCGAUUGGGGUUGUUGGGUGGUGCGCCUGAAGCCGGCGGCAAGAUGUCUAAACUUGCUGCCCUGGCUGCGGCGCGUAAACAGAAGGAGAGCGGCCAGGCAGCCUCUACGCCGUCAACCUCGACUUCGGAUCCUCAGCAACAUGAAAAAGCCAAGGUCUCUCUGAAAGACAGGCUCGCAGCGUCUAGCAAGCCAGCCAAGCCUUCUGAAGGCCUUGCGGGGUUACAGAGCAUGCGCCGAUCGGCAAAGCCCUCGUCCCCAGCUCAGAAGCCAUCUUCGCCUGAGCCCACGAAGGUCGUCCCAGCUCCCGCCCCGGUACUCAAAGAUCAGCCCGAGGAUUUGGUCGACAACAAGGAAGAACCGCAGCAGCCCAUACAGGAGAUCCGUGCCCAACCGUCUAUGUUUGCCAGUGCCAUCAUUGGCAGUCAAACAGGGCCACAAAUGGCCGAGCCUAGCCGUCUGCAAUCGAAUCACGUUGACUUACUUCAAAUCUAUGGUUUGGACCAUGCUGAACCUUUUGACUUUGCAGAACCUAGUCCCGACGAUGUCGUGAUCAAAGCUCAAAGUACAGCUAAAGGUUUCAAGUCCAAAACGCCUGCUUCUAAGGCAGGUGGUGACAAGAAGGGCCAAGCUGGCCUUGCCGGGGACAUGAAUAACCUCUCAGUUGAGGAGAAAGUCACCGUCAAGAGCAAGAACUUGGAUGUCCUCGCAGAAUACAACAAGUCAAAACGGAAGAGAUCUGCCAAUUUUGUGGUGAUCGGGCAUGUUGAUGCCGGAAAGAGUACGUUGAUGGGGCGAUUACUGGCAGACCAGGGUGCGAUAGACCAGAGAACACUAGACAAGUAUCGCAAGGAGGCAGAAAAGAUUGGGAAAGGGUCCUUUGCCCUAGCAUGGGUGUUAGACCAGGGAUCGGAGGAGCGCGCUCGUGGUGUCACAAUUGAUAUUGCCACGAACAAAUUCGAAACGGACAACACUGCUUUCACUAUUGUUGAUGCACCAGGUCAUCGUGAUUUUGUGCCGAACAUGAUUGCUGGAGCUAGUCAAGCAGACUUUGCUGUCUUGGUCAUCGACUCUAGUACCGGCAAGUUUGAGUCUGGUCUGAAGGGCCAAACCAAGGAGCAUGCGUUAUUGGUUCGGAGCAUGGGAGUCCAGAAGAUUGUGGUUGCCGUCAAUAAAAUGGACACUGUUCAAUGGGACAAGGGCCGAUUUGACGAGAUCGAGCAACAAAUCUCAUCCUUCCUCACCACCGCGGGCUUCCAAGCGCAGUACAUUUCGUUUGUUCCAUGCUCAGGUGUAUUGGGCGACAAUAUCAGUCGACGCAGCGAAGACUCCAACGCAUCGUGGUACACUGGCCGAACACUAAUCCAAGAAUUGGAGACUUCGGAGCCAUACACACAUGCGCUUGAGAAGCCAUUGCGCAUGACCAUCGGUGAUGUCUUCCGAGGUGGCGUUCAAAACCCAAUUUCAAUUUCUGGUCGUCUGGAUUCCGGUAGCUUACAGGUUGGGGAUCAAAUCUUGACCAUGCCCAGCGGAGAGAAAGCUGUCAUUCGCAGUGUGGAGGUGGAUGAUGAUAGUAGUGAUUGGGCUGUGGCUGGCCAGAAUGUUGUACUGAAUCUCGCGAACAUUGAUCCCGUACACCUACGGUCGGGCGAUGUUGUGUGUCGCUCAUCCUCACCGAUUCCCACUGUUACAACUUUCACCGCCAAGGUUCUUGCGUUUGAGCAUUUGAUGCCUAUGCUUGUGGAUGUACAUCGUGGCCGUCUUCAUGUGCCCGGUCGGAUUAGCAAGCUGGUGGCAUCCCUGGAUAAAGGGUCCGGUGCACCUAUUAAAAAGCGACCUAAGGUUGUAGCUCCAGGUACAGUGGCUCGUGUGGUUGUUGAGAUGGACACUGCUGUACCACUUGAAGCGCCUACAAGGAUCGUUUUGCGCACGGGAGGAUCUACAGUGGCUGCCGGGUUACUGGAAUAG
Messenger RNA from Penicillium angulare, 2328 nucleotides. RefSeq names its product putative translation elongation factor EF-1 subunit. Gene Ontology annotation, biological process: translation. Gene Ontology annotation, molecular function: GTPase activity; GTP binding. The transcript is spliced from 4 exons. NCBI's taxonomy places the organism in Eukaryota, Fungi, Ascomycota, Eurotiomycetes, Eurotiales, Aspergillaceae. The record is from RefSeq and is a predicted model, not a curated record. The coding region runs from base 1 to 2328 and encodes 775 amino acids.